GACCAGGAGGAGUCGAACAUUAACUAUGCUCUUCCAGGGCACCCUGCAGACUCUGCUGCUGGGAACAGCGAGGGAGUGCGGCUGCUGCUGGGAUGACGUGAACGCCAAACAGGAGUCCAUCACAGGUCGACUGCAGCUCCUUGUCUCAGAGUGGGAGGGAUUUGGAGCACAAAGGGAGGAGCUUGUCAUUUGGUUGGCUGAUAUGGAUGUCCACCUGAGUGAGGUUGACCAGCUGACAGGAAACACCUGUGAAAAACUGAAACAACUGCAGGUGUGUGGUUGUUUUGAUAUGACAUAUAUUUAAUAUGAGACAUUGUCCUAAACUGGACUAACAAAAGACAAUGAGUCCAACAUGAAACUUGUCUUACAUAACGCUGAAGUUCAUUAAUCAUUUUAAU
Molecule: messenger RNA, 398 nt
Organism: Haplochromis burtoni (Burton's mouthbrooder)
Lineage: Eukaryota; Metazoa; Chordata; Actinopteri; Cichliformes; Cichlidae
Product: nesprin-1-like
Exons: 2
Coding region: 26-304 (92 amino acids)
Cellular component (GO): nuclear envelope; meiotic nuclear membrane microtubule tethering complex
Source: RefSeq, a predicted model, not a curated record